GGACCCGGCUCAGCCAAUCACAGCUCGGCCUUCCCAAGUUGUCCGCUCGCUGAAACUUUGUGGUUUUCCCGCUGCUUGUUUGUGUCUUUUGGAUCCGGCUAGCGAAACCGCGUCUCUUCGCCGACUUUUUCCGGGAUGUUACCGGGCCGCGGGGUCCACUUUUCGCUCCGUGACCGGACUCGGAGCCGGGGAAGGCCGUGGUGAGGAGGGAAAGAGACGAGAAAAAGGAAUAGGAAAAGAUGUAUCGAUGGCGCUUGUGCAUCGCCUUGACGCUGGGCCUGUUGUGGUACUUCACGGACUCCGGUCGAACUCUCGCUCAGUUUUUCGUUUCUUUCUGUUUUGUCUGCAUUUCGACGCCGUUUUUCUUGGCUAACGGCGGCCGGGAGAGCAGCACGCAAACCGACGAGGACCCCCUCCAGGAGACUGUUGACGAGCACCAGAGUUGUGACUUAACCGCUGAAGAUAACGACAAUGACACCGAGGCCUCCUUGGCGUGUCACUACCCUCAUGUCAAACAAUCUCUGGAGCAAGUGUUUGAGGUAGCCUACGCCCGGCUGGUGUCUCCGUGGUACGACGUCCCCGAGCCGUGCGAGAGACAACCGCUGCGGCUCGCGCUCGGCGGCGAGUUCGACUUUCUCAUCGACAGCGUCAUUCGACACACGCGCGACUUGGACGUGUGUCGAGCGGCGGUGGGGGCCAUUCGCAUUCUCACGCAGCAUUUGCACGACGCCAAGCAGACCGACAGGGAGCUUUUGUUGAGCCACAGAGCCGAGGAGAUGGAGCUGCUCCGCGAGCUCUCAGAUGUUCUGGUACGAAAUCUGCUGCCUGGGCACCUGUGGGGCCAGCAGGUCACCCGCUGUGCCUUGAGUGAGAUUCUUGCCUUAAAGGGUUUGGGCCUGUUAGUGACAUGGCUGUCUGACCCUGACAACCUCAACCAGCUGGUGGUGAGCCAGCUCGACAGCGUCUCUGCCAAAAGUUCUACGGAAGAGCUGAGCGCCUCCGACCCGGAACGAGCCUCUCUUGCGUCGCACGAGGGCGAGAGCGCUCAAGUGAACUUUGAGGGAGAAGAAGUUUCCACCAGCAGCAAGAUUAAAGGCAAGGGCAAAGGCAACAGGUUAAAGGCGGGCUGGUCCAAAUUCGUGGACAAGAUGAAGACCAAGAAAGCCAAGAAGAAGAAGAUGAAAAAGCUGGAGCGGGAGCUAGUGAUGAGAAUCAUGGCCGUCCAGGGAGACGCCUCCAAUGAGGACGAGGCCAGCAGCAGGGAGGGCUCCGUGCACAGCCAGCACGACUCCGACCAGGAAGACAGCGAUCUGGAGAACUACCUGACAAGCGUCCAAGAGGACAUGAUGGAAUUCAAGCUGUCUUAUGAAAUGUGGCGCGUCGGCCGCUGGGCUGUCAGCAUCCCUCAUGCCGAGUGGGAAAACGAGGAGCUCAUCUUCACGGUUCAUCUGGAGGAGAGGGACAGCCCGGAAAACCUUCAGUGGGACAUCAAGAAGAAAUACAUGGACGUCAUCUAUUUUCGAAACAGGUGGCAGGACUCCACCAGCUUGCCCGCCAUCUUGGAGGUCAACGAGCUGGAGGUCAGCAGCAAAGCCAAAGAAGAAGCCAAAGUCUCCGUGGAACACUUCCUGCAGGAAUUAAUAUCAGACACUCUGAUUGGACACACGCAACCGGUGUUCCAGUUUCUCUGUCCGCUAGAUAAGCUGCUGAAUGAAGAGCAACAUUACGGAGGGGUGUGGGGACUUCUCAGCGGUUUGGCUUACUUCCUCACUCCCGGACAAGAGGACGAAGAGAACUCAACCCCGCCGACGGAACCCUCGAAAGAAACGGCGGAAACUUCGGAGAACUCUGUCGGCGGCUCCGCUGAGACGAGCGCCGCCCCCGGCGGCAUUUUGCUGCCCACCAUUGUCAUAUCCUCCUGCGACGCAGAAGCGGAGCGGCGCUCGUCUUUUAGCUCUCUGAGCGGAAGUCUGGAAAAAUCGGAGGAUUCCGACAAUCCUUUAACGCACUUUAAAAUGAUCCUCAAGGGUUUGAGUCGAUCCAGAUCGCAGGAGUCGCUGGCCUCCGUCAAAAACCGCAGCGACGACGAAUCGGAGGACGCGCCGGAGGACCCCGCCAACGGACCGUCUUGGUUGAAUUUCGCCGCCAGGGCCAAGAAGGAGAAGCCCAGCCCCCGCUUGUCUUGCGGGACCGGCAAGUCCAAAGGGGGAGAGGCCACGUGCGCGAGGAGUCAAGGCACGUGGGAGCAGCUGGAAGCCACCAAAGCUAUUUUCGAUCUUCUCAAGGAAAUAUCAGGAAACUCCAUUCUGAUUAACAUAUUUGAUGCCAUUUUGAAACCCGUCAUGCCCAUUUUGAAAAAGAAAGUCAACUCCUUCUUGAACAAAAUGAACCCGAGCGAGGCGCAGAUGGCGGCGUACAUUCAAAGCCUGUGCGACAAAGCGUGGCCGCAGACCCCCGCGGCGCGGCCGCCUCGCACGGACGACGACAAGAGCGAGACCCGCGAGCGAGCGCUCCACCUCAUCGGCUCUCGAUAUUCCCACUACCUGGUCCUCAAGAAGACAGACAUGGAGAACGUUUUUAACCUCUUCCAGGAUGCGGAGAAAAACAAAACCCUGGUUUAUAUGCUCCUGUCAUUCCUCCUCCGGGAAUUAUUCCCCCAUGAGCAUUCCCUCAGUCGGAGUGCGGCUGCCCUGCACAACGUCAGCAACCUCAUCUGAUCUGUGAAAGUCUUUUUAUUGCUGCUUUUUACAACAACAAAAAAAAAGAUAUAUGAUGUCAUUAUUUAUUAAACACCUUGAAAUGCCUUAAAAUACUUCAGUGACAGUCAGCACUUUUAAAAGAUGUUUUUUUUUUACCUCAAUUGAACUCAUUGGCUACCCACGGCGGCGAUAGACGUCCAAUCCGAUUUCCAGGAGCGGAAUUGGAUUGGACGUAUAUCGCCAUUAGGGCGGUGAAUGAGUUAAACACGGAAUGUAUAGAUUUGAAUCUUUGCGGGAUUGUUAUUGUGACACGACGAUUGUUCUACUGGUUUCAUUCCUGUCACUUAUCUUUUGGUGCCACUUUUUCCACACGUCAGAGUAUUUUUGUAUCCUGAUUGUCAUCCCGUACGCAGAAAACUGUCCAUUUUAUGUCAAUGUUGUUUUU
Messenger RNA from Corythoichthys intestinalis (scribbled pipefish), 3144 nucleotides. RefSeq lists its product as uncharacterized. Gene Ontology annotation, cellular component: endosome. Lineage: Eukaryota; Metazoa; Chordata; Actinopteri; Syngnathiformes; Syngnathidae. The transcript has 17 exons. The record is from RefSeq and is a predicted model, not a curated record. Gene Ontology annotation, molecular function: phosphatidylinositol binding. Bases 240 to 2717 code for a protein of 825 amino acids.